Morus notabilis is the source of this 746-nucleotide messenger RNA. RefSeq names its product DNA polymerase delta catalytic subunit-like. The transcript has 2 exons. NCBI's taxonomy places the organism in Eukaryota, Viridiplantae, Streptophyta, Magnoliopsida, Rosales, Moraceae. Bases 21 to 455 code for a protein of 144 amino acids. The record is from RefSeq and is a predicted model, not a curated record.
AAUAAUAUUCAGAAAUAAAGAUGUGUCUCUCGCGCGCGCGCACCCAAUCUUUCGCCGGACAAUCGCCGGAGUUUCUACAAUCAAUCACCGGAGUCUGCUUUCUAUCGUUCUCGCUGAACCAGAUCGCGUUAUUGCUGAUGGAUCGAUCAGAGUUUUCCGAACAAUCACGGCUUUUCUCUCUUUCUCCCUCGGGCCUGGUCGGACAACGUCUCAUUUGCAUAAAACGUCCAUCGCCGCCGGCGAACCAUCGGAAGCACCAAACAACCUCGCUAGAGGACAAGUUUGUCGACGAGGACGUCUACCUCGAUGAUACCGUCAUCCUUGAGGAUGAGAACUCCCUCAUCCUCCGCAAUCGCACAAGCACCACGCCUUCACCUCCCGACUCUUUGGGUGGGCCCGCCUCUUUCUCCAAUGAUUACGCCUCCGCCUCGCGCAAUGUUGCAGUUGGAGAUUGAUCUGAUGGAUUGCUAGAGUUUAACAAAAACUUCAUUGCUCAGCUCUCUCUUCCUCUUCGGAACGAAGAAUCGCACUGAAAGAGUCGCUGGAGUUAUGAUCCUUGGAUCUAAUUUAUGGAUCUUUCCUGUAUUUUUUCUCUCUGUGUUGUGGAUUUUGCUUGCUUACUAUUAUUAUUAUUAUUUUUGUUAAUUUUUCUUUGUUUCUGUAGUUUUGAAACUUUGGUGAUAGGAACAGAUGAAGAUCAAAUGUAUAAGAUCUACUUGAUUUAUUAAAUGUUUAGACUGUGUUAA